Messenger RNA from Uloborus diversus, 3136 nucleotides. Its product is annotated as dual specificity tyrosine-phosphorylation-regulated kinase 4-like. The record is from RefSeq and is a predicted model, not a curated record. Bases 29 to 1720 code for a protein of 563 amino acids. Lineage: Eukaryota; Metazoa; Arthropoda; Arachnida; Araneae; Uloboridae. Gene Ontology annotation, molecular function: protein serine/threonine/tyrosine kinase activity; ATP binding; protein serine/threonine kinase activity. The transcript is spliced from 11 exons. Gene Ontology annotation, cellular component: nucleus. Gene Ontology annotation, biological process: peptidyl-serine phosphorylation; peptidyl-threonine phosphorylation.
GCAGAGUCCGGGUCUACAUCGUGACCCGAUGGGUCGUCUCGGCUGUGCUUUCAGCAGCCAAUUGCAUCUCACUAGCACUGGUUCCUCCACAUUAGCUUCAUUGAAUCACAGAAUCCAUCUUCGAGCAGCCGAGAACAGCGGCUACCACCGGUUGACCACCGACAAAUCGACAAGUCUACCGAGCAUUUUGUCUCUGUCGCAGCAAAGGGCGAUUCCUCAGCCGCGGGAAGAAGAUUUGGUGGUUGCGCCUCCUCCUUUACCCCGCCUACCCCCACCUCUAGAUUCCGGAGACAGUAGUGAUGCUGAGGACAUCAGGAAUGACGAUCCAUACCCCAAAAGGUGGAUCUCACCACCUGCUUCUUUCGGGGAGAACAGUCAUCCUGCUGCCAGAUACGAUCCCUAUGGAAGAAGACUGCCCCUACUGCCAAAUGAGGUGCUCAAAUAUUAUGGGUCACGUCUGAACUCCUUCGAGCGGAAAGAGCUGCAGAGCGGCGAAUAUCCGGAAAUAUGGUACCUCGGCCUCGAAGCCACUAAAAUCGAAGGAGAAGAAGGAGCCCCCCACAACCACGGAUAUGACGAUGACAACGGAUCCUAUAUUAAGGUCCUGCACGAUCAUCUUUCAUAUCGGUACGAAAUACUAGAAGUGAUAGGAAAAGGAUCCUUUGGUCAAGUUAUCAGGGCGCUCGAUCAUAAGACAGACCAACAGGUGGCACUCAAGAUAAUCAGGAACAAAAAAAGGUUUCACCAGCAGGCUCUGGUGGAAGUCAAAAUCCUUGAGCACCUGUGCAGGAAGGACAAAGACGGCAGUCAUCACAUGAUCCGAAUGAUGAAUCACUUUUACUUCAGGAAUCAUCUUUGCAUCACAUUCGAACUCAUGGGACUCAACCUGUACGAACUAAUCAAAAAGAACAACUACCGGGGCAUCGGAUCGACGAUGAUCAGACGAUUCGCCUUUGCUCUUGUUCAGUGCCUGCGGCUACUGCACAAAGAACAAAUCAUACAUUGUGACCUCAAACCGGAGAACAUUCUUUUAAAACAAAGAGGGGCCAAUUCAAUUAAAGUCAUAGAUUUUGGUAGUUCCUGCUAUACUCACCAGAGGGUUUACACAUAUAUCCAAUCACGGUUUUAUCGAUCACCUGAGGUGAUCCUGGGUCUUCCGUACGGUCCGGCCAUAGACAUGUGGAGCCUGGGUUGUAUCUUGUCCGAGUUGCAGACUGGACUGCCCCUGUUUCCGGGGGAGAACGAGGCUGAUCAGCUGGCCUGUAUCAUGGAGGUGCUGGGGCCUCCCCCAAACGACCUCCUUCAAUUGGCCUCGAGGAGAAGACUCUUCUUCGAUUCCAAAGGUAGUCCUCGCUGCAUAACGAACAGUAAAGGUAAAAAAAGAAGACCCGGCUCCAGGCCUCUAUGUGUCGCACUGAACACAGACGAUCAAGAAUUCGUUGAUUUCAUCAGCAGGUGCCUCGAUUGGAACAGUGCUCUGCGAAUGAGCCCCGACGAGGCCCUGAUGCAUUCUUGGCUCACCUCCUGUUCUUCACAAAGAAUGAUUUCCAGUAGAGACUUCGAUUCGGACGGUAGCCAUCAAACUCAGUCAGUGGAGAAGGCACUAGAAAAUCGAAGGGCAUCUCGAAGGGAAGAACGUAAGAACUUUGUUUAUCACUGCACCUUCUACAGCCCGCUGCACAUCCCCACCUCUGUUCUCUGCAGACGAUAUGUCACGUGAUGGAAGCGAGUGGCUGGUGUCGUAUGCGAUGAUUGGUUUGGCUGUGUCGUGACAAUGGUUUUGUUGGCCUGGCUUUUAUAGAAAGGACACUAUAAAAUGUCUAUUUAAGCGAAAGGUUCUUUUAAGAUUAAUAAAUGUUGGAUUUCAAUUGACCCGAGAAGAGUUUAACACAGAGCCUGAACAUAUUGUUGUUGAUCAAUUUUGAGUUGGCUUGGCGUGUUUGGCUAGCUUACUGAAUAAAAGAAUUUUUACUUGUUUAUUUUGUACUAUAACCUGUUUCCUUUCUUACUCGCAAUAACACUGUGGUAACUCUGUUGACGAUUUUUAGUACGUUCAUGAACCUCAUAUGAAUCUUUCAGGUUACACAUGUUAUCGUUUCACUUUUCGACCAUAUUACAAAAUUUUCAAUAAGAGAAUGGCAUUCUCCAACAGAGGUGAAUUUACCAUCUCGCGACUACGAGGAAUCCCCACAACGUAGGGACUUCGAAGGGACUCCAAAAGGCUACAUGAAAAGUAUUUUACAUAGGUCUGAUUUAUUUGAGGUGCCACCAGAAAUGUAUUACGACGGGUCCCCGAACCUCUAAAUUUGCCACCGUCCUUCCAAAAUAUCACAUUAAUUUCAACUGUACAUAUCGUCGCCUCAGAAUAACAGUAGGAUACCUUACUUUCGUUUCUCGGUUUUGAUGGCUUACUGUUGCUCUGAUGCGUCGAUAUAUAAAUUAGACCCUGAUCCAAACAUUAAUUUGUAAUUUUUAAAACUUAGAAUGCCCAUCUAAACUUAAAAAGCUACUGAUGUUAUUGCUUUUCCGAAAAAAAAAAAAUUCAUCGAUUUAUUAUGUUAACCGUCAAUUUUACAUUACUCUUUCUUUUUUCGUUUUCAAACAAAAGCCAUUAUUAAUGCUUUCACUAUUAAAGCCCGAUCUAAUCCUGCCGUGUAUUAUUUGCAUUUCCAAUAUUCAAUCAGAAUGUUAACUUUCAAGUAAUUCAAAAGUGUCAACCUUCAAAAAAAAAAAAAAAAAAAAAAAAAAAAAAAAAAUCAAAAACCACUAUUAGUUUUAUACAUUCACUAUCUAAAAAUAAAUUUGCUAAAAAAUUAUUUCAGACGAUAAUUUGCUUUGCUGAAAGCAUAUUUUAAGAGAGCUAAUAAUUUAAAUGUGCUAAUAACGAUAAAAAAAAUUUUACUGAAUCACGAAAUGCUAUUCUAAAUCUUACGGCAGAGCUUUAAAAUACCGAUCUUAUAUCUUUAAAAAUAUUGCUGCAAGCGGUCGCACAUAGCAGUUUCACCCUGCUGCUGAUACGAAUUGACCUUAUCCAAAAAGAAAUCAUGAUGUCUAACUAACAGCAUAAUAAGGAACAGUAAGAUACGUCUGACAGUUUGUGUUUGCAGUCACAAGACCAACAAACUUAGUUCUUAAG